CAAAGACACUGGAAAAUGUAAAGAUACAAAGAUAUGUGAACCGAUAAAAUCGUGUUGAAUGCGCAUUUAGAUUUGAUUUACAUAAUGACUUCCUGGUUCGGUGAAAACAGGAAAGACAGGUUUUGAAAUUAAUUUCACGUCAAGAUUGGUUGCACAGGUAUUGUAAAAAAAAUUCUUUUACGCAGGUGCAUUUGUGGACGCAAAGUGUUGUUUACAUUGCAUAUGUGUCAUUUGUUUGUACACGAACUAAUGUAAGGUCUGUUUUACAGAGUUAUGGGAUUCCUUAUACUGAAUGUGUUGUUAUAUAUCGCACAAAUUCAAGGGUUGGAAAAUCUAGCACUUCAUCAGCCAACUUGGGAGCAGUAUCCUUGGCCAGAUAAAAGUAGAGACUUUGGUAGUGAGAAUGCUGUGGAUGGUAUGUACACUGAUCGUGGAACUGGAGGUCAGUGUACAAUUUCUGAUGACGGUAAAUACACAGCAACAUGGACAGUAGACCUUGGAAGAGUUGUCAGCAUUAGACACAUAGACAUCUACUUUUUGACAUAUAACCACAAGAAUAGUGAAAAUUUUAGGAGAAUUGCAGGCUUCUUUGUCUAGAUAUCUAACACAACCUCUAAAGACGAUGGCUAUAUCUGUUAUCACAAUGAAUCAACUGACUAAAACAUGAUGUCAGAAGAUCAACACAUUAAUUGCACUCUUUUAGGACGAUACAUUAUAUACUACAAUGAACGUAGGCAGGGUGUUGUGUAUCCGAGCUUCUAUUCAGAAUAUGCUUAUA
Magallana angulata is the source of this 778-nucleotide messenger RNA. RefSeq lists its product as uncharacterized. Bases 274 to 597 code for a protein of 107 amino acids. Lineage: Eukaryota; Metazoa; Mollusca; Bivalvia; Ostreida; Ostreidae. The record is from RefSeq and is a predicted model, not a curated record. The transcript has 3 exons.